AGAGCCGUGAUCCAGCUCAGGAUGUGUGCAGCCCGGUUCGGCUGCACCAACGGCUGCUCAGAGGAGGCCCCCGGUCCAGUCCCGGCCUCCAGGACCCUGGACUGGGCCGAGGCCGGGCCCCGGGUCCUGCACAGCCUGGAGAUCGGGACCGUGAUGACCCUGUUCUACCAGAAGAAGUCCCAGAGACCCGAGAGGAGGACGGUCCAGGUCCGGCAGGACACCAGGCAGAUCGUGUGGAGCCGGAACCCGGAGAAACCCGAAGGAGAGGUUGACAUUCAGGAGAUCCGGGAGCUGCGGUUGGGGAAGGGCUCCCGUGACUUUGAGCGUUUCCCGGAGGAGGCUCGUAAACUGGACCCGGCCCACUGCUUCAUCGUGCUGUACGGCCUGGAGUUCCGCCUCCGGACCCUCAGUGUUGCAGCCUUCAGCAAGGAGGAGGUCAACAUGUGGCUCGCCGGGCUCACCUGGCUCAUGGCGGACACCCAGAGAGCGCCGGCUCCUCAGCAGAUCGACAGGUGGUUGAGGAAACAGUUUGAAGUCGUGGACCGGAGCCACGAGGGCAGCAUCACUCUGAAGGACGUCAAAGCUCUUCUUCCUCAGAUCAACUACCGAGUCCCCAACACGCGCUUUCUAAAAGACAAGCUGCAGGAGGUGGAGGCGAGGAGCGAGCUGUCGUACCCCAACUUCUCCCAGCUCUACAGGACGCUGAUGUUCGACUCGCAGAGGAGCAUUAUUGAGCAGCUGGAGCUCUCCUUUCCCCUGCGGAACGUAGACCGACCGGAGCUCUGUCAGAUCACCUUCUACGACUUCCAGAAGUUCCUGCAGAUGGACCAGAAGGAGUCCUGGGCGUCAGAUCUGAGUCGGGUCCGAGAGUUUCUGAUGGGCUACAUGAAGGGGGGGCCGCAGCCUGAGAUGAUGCUCCAGCUGGACGAGUUCCUGACCUUCCUGUUCUCCAAGGAGAACUCGGUGUCGGACCCGCGGUUUUCGCCCGUCGUUCCUGAAGACAUGAAGCGCCCGCUGUCCCAGUACUGGAUCUCCUCCUCACACAACACUUACCUGACAGGUGACCAGUUUUCCAGUGAAUCGUCUCUAGAAGCCUACGCCCGAUGUCUCAGGACGGGCUGCCGCUGCAUCGAACUGGACUGCUGGGACGGACCUGACGACCUGCCAAUCAUCUACCACGGCCACACUUUAACCUCCAAGAUCAAAUUCCUGGAUGUGCUGAACACCAUCAAAGAGCACGCCUUCGUCACGUCUGAGUAUCCUGUGAUCUUGUCCAUCGAGGACCACUGCAGCGUGGUCCAGCAGAGGAACAUGGCCACACACUUUAAGAAGGUGUUUGGAGAUCUGCUGCUCACCAAGCCGGUGGACAACAACGCCGACGAGCUUCCUUCACCCUACCAGCUGCGCAGGAAGAUCCUCAUCAAGCACAAGAAGCUGGUGGAAGGAACCGUGUACGAAGAGGUGACGUCCGCCAGCUACUCUGAGAACGACAUCAGCAACUCGCUGAAGAACGGCAUCCUGUACCUCGAGGACCCCAUCGACCACACAUGGACGCCGCAUUAUUUCGUCUUAACCAGCAAUAAGAUUUAUUACUCAGAGGAGACGUCUCGCUACCAGACGACUGACGAAGAGGAGGACGACGAAGGGAAAACGGUAGAGAUGACGCCGACCUCGAGUCACACGAGCUGUUUUAAUGAUCUAACUCUUCUUCGCCGGUCUGCCAGGAGUGCAACAACAACGAGCAGCACUGCGCGGAGCACUGGUUCCACGGGAAGCUGGGUGGGGGUCGGGAUGGGCGGCAGGUGGCGGAGAAGCUCCUGCAGGAGUACUGCGAGGGCGGGGGCAAAGACGGCACCUUUCUGGCGCUCUGGUCGGGUCCAGCACUGCAGGAUCCACUCCCGUCAGGACUCGGGCUCCACCCACUUCUACCUGACAGACAACCUGGUGUUCGAGAGCCUCUACCGGCUCAUCUGCCACUACAGAGAGAUGCCGCUGCGCUGCAACGAGUUCGAGAUGAGGCUCGGGAACCCGGUGCCGCAACCCAACGCGCACGAGAGCAGAGAGUGGUACCACUCCAAUCUGUCCCGCGUUCAGGCCGAACACAUGCUGAUGCGUGUUCCCAGAGACGGAGCCUUCCUGGUGCGGAAACGCAGCGAGCACAACUCCUACGCCAUCUCCUUCAGGGCGGAGGGCAAGAUCAAACACUGCCGCAUCCAGCAGGAGGGUCGUCUCUUCAUGUUGGGAAGUUCGGCGGAGUUCGAGAGUCUGGUGGACCUGGUGAGCUACUACGAGAAGCAUCCUCUGUACCGUAAGAUGAAGCUCCGAUACCCGAUUAAUGAAGACACUCUGGACCGGAUGGGCACCACGGAGCUGGACUACGGAGCGCUGUACGAAGUCCGCACCCCUCACUUCUACGUGGAGGCCAACAAGAUGCCGACAGCGCGGUGCACGGUCAAAGCUUUGUACGACUACCGAGCUCAGAGGGAGGACGAGCUUUGUUUCCCCAAACAAGCGCUCAUCACCAACGUGGACAAACAGGAGGGGGGCUGGUGGCGAGGCGACUACGGAGGAAAGAAGCAGCUGUGGUUUCCUGCUAACUACGUGGAGGAGGUGCCCAGCUCCCCCACCAGAGAACUGGACGAGGAGUCAACAGAAAACAGUCCUCUGGGGACUUUGCUCAAGGGCUUCAUCGACGUCCCCACCUGCCACGUUGUGGUGCACAAAGACGGGAAGAACUCACGGCCGUUCGUCUUCACCAUCCACUCUCAGCCCGCCUCGUCUCACCCGGUCCAGACUCUGGACGUGGCGGCGGACAGUUUGGAGGAUCUCACAGGCUGGGUCAGCAGAAUCAGAGAGGCUGCGCAGAACGCCGACGCCCGGAUGCAGGAGGAGAAACAGAUGGAGAGGAGAAAGAAGAUCGCCGUGGAGUUGUCUGAUCUGGUGGUUUACUGCAGGCCGGUCCCCUUCAACGAGGACAAGAUCGGGACGGAGCGCGCCUGCUACCGGGACAUGUCCUCUUUCCCGGAGACGAAGGCGGAGAAGUUUGCGACCCGCGCUCGAGGGAAGCGCUUCCUGCAGUACAACCGCCGGCAACUGUCCAGAGUUUAUCCCCGUGGACAGAGGCUGGACUCGUCCAACUACGACCCGCUGCCCAUGUGGCUCUGCGGCUCCCAGCUGGUCGCACUCAACUUCCAAACUCCAGAUAAACCCAUGCAGCUGAACCAGGCCUUGUUUCUGCUCGGAGGCGGCAGCGGCUACGUCCCGCAGCCUGACGUCAUGAGGGACGACACCUUCGACCCCUUUGACAAGGAGUCGCUGCGCGUUGAGCCGAUCACCAUCCAGCUGCAGGUGCUGGGGGCUCGCCACCUGCCCAAGAACGGCCGGAGCAUCGUUUGUCCUUUCGUGGAGGUGGAAAUCUGUGGCGCCGAUUACGACAACUGCAAGUGCAAGACGGACGUCGUAGCUGAUAACGGUCUGAAUCCUGUGUGGGUGCAGAAGCAGUUUGUGUUCGACGUCCACAACCCCACCUUCUCCUUCCUGCGCUUCGUCAUCUACGAGGAGGACAUGUUCAGUGAUCCCAACUUCCUGGCACAAGCAACGUACCCGGUCCGUCUGCUGCGAACGGGCUACAGGAGCGUGCCUCUGAAGAACAGCUACAACGAGGAGCUGGAGUUGGCUUCGCUUUUGGUUCACAUCGAGAUCGUCAACGCGAAGGAGGAAGACGAUGAGAACCUUUACACGUCCAUCCAGCGGCUGCGGGAUCGAACCAGCGAGCUGUCCUCUAGGGUCUCUCUGCUGGAGAGGUCGGGGUCCGCGGACCUGAGCUACCAGCAGAGUCUGGAGGAGCUCCGAGCCGCUCAGGACCAGCUGAGCGAGAUGGUGGAGGCUCGCAACCGCAGGUUGGUGGAGAAGAAGAGGAGGGAGAAACUGAGGCAGCAGGUGGCAGCAAAGCGCAACUAA
Molecule: messenger RNA, 3960 nt
Organism: Nematolebias whitei (Rio pearlfish)
Lineage: Eukaryota; Metazoa; Chordata; Actinopteri; Cyprinodontiformes; Rivulidae
Product: 1-phosphatidylinositol 4,5-bisphosphate phosphodiesterase gamma-1
Exons: 31
Coding region: 22-3960 (1312 amino acids)
Biological process (GO): phosphatidylinositol-mediated signaling; positive regulation of epithelial cell migration; phospholipid catabolic process
Molecular function (GO): phosphatidylinositol-4,5-bisphosphate phospholipase C activity; protein binding
Source: RefSeq, a predicted model, not a curated record